CUUAUGUCUUUCUGCUAAUCUUCGUUUUCAUGCCGAAAUCACCUCGCCCGCUCUUGCUAAAACCCUAGUCUUACUCUGCGAAGAUGCCGCCAAAGUUUGAUCCGUCACAAGUCGUCGAUGUUUACGUCCGCGUCACCGGUGGUGAGGUCGGAGCAGCGAGUUCUCUCGCUCCGAAGAUCGGACCACUCGGUCUCUCUCCGAAGAAGAUCGGAGAAGACAUAGCCAAGGAAACGGCCAAGGACUGGAAGGGUCUUAGAGUCACUGUCAAGCUGACCGUACAGAACCGUCAGGCUAAGGUCUCCGUCGUACCCUCUGCCGCCGCUCUGGUCAUCAAGGCGCUUAAGGAGCCUGAACGUGACCGUAAAAAGGUGAAAAACAUUAAGCACAGCGGGAAUAUUUCACUCGAUGACGUGAUCGAGAUCGCGAAGGUUAUGCGCCCUAGGUCUAUGGCUAAGGAAUUGCAAGGAACUGUGAAGGAGAUCCUCGGAACUUGUGUUUCUGUUGGCUGCACUGUUGAUGGAAAAGAUCCCAAGGAUUUACAGCAGGAAAUUGCUGACGGAGAUGUUGAGAUUCCUCAGGAUUGAUUUAUAUAUUCAGGUGAGGAUUUUUGUUAGUUUUUUGAUAUAGUUUAAACUUCAGUUGCUUUCUGUUCUUUAAUGCUAUGAGAAUUUUGAUUUCA
This is a messenger RNA of Lactuca sativa (garden lettuce), 679 nucleotides long. Its product is annotated as Ribosomal protein L11 family protein. Gene Ontology annotation, molecular function: structural constituent of ribosome; large ribosomal subunit rRNA binding. NCBI's taxonomy places the organism in Eukaryota, Viridiplantae, Streptophyta, Magnoliopsida, Asterales, Asteraceae. The record is from RefSeq and is a predicted model, not a curated record. Gene Ontology annotation, biological process: translation. Gene Ontology annotation, cellular component: cytosolic large ribosomal subunit; ribosome.